Molecule: messenger RNA, 1156 nt
Organism: Tyto alba (common barn owl)
Lineage: Eukaryota; Metazoa; Chordata; Aves; Strigiformes; Tytonidae
Gene: GNPDA1
Product: glucosamine-6-phosphate deaminase 1
Exons: 7
Coding region: 121-987 (288 amino acids)
Biological process (GO): D-glucosamine catabolic process; N-acetylneuraminate catabolic process; N-acetylglucosamine catabolic process
Cellular component (GO): cytoplasm
Molecular function (GO): identical protein binding; glucosamine-6-phosphate deaminase activity
Source: RefSeq, a predicted model, not a curated record
GGCGGGCGCGGAGGGCGGCGGAGCGGGCGCGGAGGGCAGCGGGGCAGGCGCUGCUGCCCGGGGUCACGCCUGCGGACGGGCUCGGCGGGCGGCGGUGGCUCGGCGGGCAGGCAGGCAGCCAUGAAGCUCGUCAUCCUGGAGACCUACGCGCAGGCCAGCGAGUGGGCGGCCAAGUACAUCCGCAACCGCAUCGUCCAUUUCGGGCCGGGGCCCGGGCGGUUCUUCACGCUGGGGCUGCCCACAGGCAGCACCCCGCUGGGCUGCUACGGGAAGCUGGUGGAGUACUGCCGGAACGGGGACCUCUCCUUCAAGUACGUGAAAACCUUCAACAUGGACGAGUACGUGGGUCUCCCAAGGGAUCACCCGGAAAGUUACCAUUCCUUCAUGUGGAAUAACUUCUUUAAGCAUAUUGACAUCUCAGCAGAAAACGUCCACAUUUUGGAUGGAAGUGCACCUGAUCUACAGGCAGAGUGUGAUGCGUUUGAGGAUAAAAUCAAAGCAGCUGGAGGAAUUGAACUCUUUGUUGGAGGUAUUGGCCCAGAUGGUCACAUUGCCUUCAACGAGCCUGGAUCGAGUUUGUCAUCCAGGACGCGGGUGAAGACCUUGGCUACAGACACUAUAUUGGCUAAUGCCAGGUUCUUUGAUGGUGACCUCUCCAAAGUCCCCACAAUGGCUUUGACGGUCGGAGUAGGCACUGUUAUGGAUGCCAGAGAGGUGAUGAUUCUUAUCACAGGAGCCCACAAAGCCUUUGCUUUGCACAAAGCCAUUGAGGAAGGUGUCAACCACAUGUGGACAGUAUCUGCUUUCCAGCAACAUCCCAACACUGUGUUUGUGUGCGAUGAGGAUGCCACACUGGAACUCAGAGUUAAGACAGUGAAAUACUUUAAAGGUUUAAUGCUGGUUCACAACAAGCUUGUGGAACCCUUAUACAGCAUGAAGGACACAGGAGCAGAACGAAGCGAGGCUAAGAAGCCAUACAGCGAUUAAUCUCGCUGUCCAGAGUAGUGCUGAACCAGCCUUUCUGUUGGAAACCAGCUGUGAAGAAAGGGAGUUACUGCAGAAACUCUUCUCAUACAUGUUCAUAAAUUAGCAAAAUGAUUAUGUGCUUGCUUCUUUCCAUUAAAAAGACAGAUGCCAAACACCUGCCUUAACCAAA